GCCCUAAUUUCGAAACAUGGCGUCUGCGUGCUUACGUAGAAUUGUGAAGACUGUUCACAUCUCUUCUGUUAUUCCCAACUUAGUAGACGAUCUUACAAAACGUUUACCUCAAAUAACCUUUAUCAAUGUUCCUGUUGGAUGCACUGGAGGUAAAUUAGCAUGAUUUAAAAUUUUAAACCCAUCAUUUCAAUCAGCAAGGGUGUUCUUGUUCUCGGCCCACAUUACAACACACUUCAUGGCCCGGCCCCGAACAGGUGAAGGACUUAAGUUGGAGAAGCAGGGGAGCGUUGGGAGUGUAUUCAUAGCGUUUACCCCAUGAAUUUAAAGAAGUCAUCGACUUCAUUUGUAUUUGAAGGUGUAAAAACAUCUUAGUUGGGGUAUUUUUAAUUGAGCACGCCUCUGUAUUUCAUUACCGCAUUAGAUCGGGGUGUUUGACAUACAGGAUUGAGACAUUUUAAUUUACAUAUUUCAUGACUAAAUAUAUAGAGAAUACAUAUUUCCCUUUGACUGCAAUGUAAUUGACCAACUGGUAGGCAAAGUAAGGCUGUUGUAGUUUGGAAACAUUGAGACCUGAACAUAACUCUAUACUGCUAGUAAAAAGCCUAGAGGGAAAGCUGUUACUUUCAAACAGCCAUGGUGAUGCAAUGUAACAGAUGCAUUCCUCAGCAGCAUUAUUUUGAGUUGGAUGGGAUUUAAUUGCAUAUAGCUAAAUUUGUUCUUAAUUUAAUUUUUUUUGUCUACUAGAGUACUCAAAUUUGCAAAGGAUAAAAUACUGUAGUUUAGUCAUUGUUACAUCAAUAUCCUGUCAGCAUAUUGCAUUGGUUAUGUGCCUUUAACACAGUUUAAUGAUUCCUAAUGAAUUCUAAAGAUAUUAUUGCCCUUAAUCAUGUCUGCAUACAGAGGUGGAGAAGCUACAAGAGGCUAAAAUAUUACUGGCUGAUCCAGACACUGCACCACAACAUUUAUCCAAACUUUCCAAACUUGAAUGGAUGCAGCUGACCUGGGCUGGAAUAGAUAAAGCUAUUCCAUAUAUCUUAUCUCAGCAAAACACCUCACUGAAGGUAACAAGAUUUGGCGGUGUCUUUGGUCCUGCUAUGGCUCAGUAUGUUAUUGGUCAAAUUGCCUCUUGGGAGAGGGAUUUCAGAAAAUUAUGGAGUAAUCAACAGAAAUGCGACUGGUAGGAAACUAUACGUUUGCCCUGACUGUAGCACACCUUCAUCUAUUAAGAUUAACUAUUUCUUGGGUCAGUGAGUGAAAAUGUAAGGUCUUACAAAUAAUGUAUCAUAAAUAUUGGUAAUCUUUUGGUACUUCUGGGCCUAAUUGUUCAAACAGAUAAAUUGCUCUCCAGCAUAUACGUAUUAAUUAUACAUAUCUACCAGAGUGAGAUUUAUCUAAUGGAUAGCAUCAUCCACACUUUGAACAACUGGGGCCUGAGUAUUACAUAUCAUUAUGCUCACUGAUAGCAAAGAAACUGAGGAGUUGAAGAUACAUCACAGACGAUUUUACGAUAUUUAUUUGAUCCCUGUUUUAUUGUUUUCCGUCAAAGGUGGCCCUCAUGACAAUAAUUGAGAGCAUCACAAAUUGAAAUUGUAACCUUAGUCAGUUUGCAUGUGGUAUUAACCCUUUACACUUUAACGCCAGUCUGCAUAGUCUCCAAUUACUAAUCUUUAAACAUUUCCUAUGUUACUAUCAAAGAGAAUUUGUCAGACAAUCAAGAGCUUCUCUCGUUUUUGAUCAUUUUGAUUCAUUCUCAUAACCUUGAUGUUUGUUUCAGGAAUGAUACUGUAAGGAGAAAUUGGAUGCUAGUUACUCCUACAGUUAAAGGGCUAUUAAUACCCUAACAUCAGUAUACAUAUUCUCAGUACUGUUAUCUUCACAUUUUGUAAGGUGCUAACAGGGAGAAUUUGUUUCAUAACCAAGAGCCUAUUCCGUUGGAGAUCAUUUUCUUUAUUCGUGUGAUCCUAAUGGUUUAUUUAGGGGUGAUAUUGUAAGGAGAAAUUAUAUGCUAGUCACUCUCGGGGGUGAAAAGGUUAAAGUGAUCCAAUGGUUAAAUGUAACUUUUAGUGGCGUGAGCAUAACUUUACUACCUUUGAGAGACAUAUUUACAUUUGUCAUCACUUUGAAUAAAAUUAUUUGAAAAAAAAACCAUUAUGUAAGGAAAAUCAUCAGAAUUCAUUUUUAUGAAAUGUGUUCAUGAUGUUUAAUUUUUUGUGUUAAUCACAAGACUUUUAAUUGUUUUUCAAGGAAUACUGAUCACUAUUCUUACCGUGUGAUGCCAAAACUGACCAUUGGUAUUCUUGGACUAGGAGACAUUGGAGAGUAUGUUGCAAAGAUGUGCAAAGCUCUUGGUAUGACUGUCUGGGGUGUUGGGCGUCGUGAAAAGUCGGAUAGACAAGAUACAGUUGACCACUAUACAACUAUAUCAAGACUUCCUGAAGUUCUACAGUCAUGUGACUAUGUAUGUAACUUAUUACCAAGUACACCUGCCACAAAGUAUCUUUUAUCUGGAAGAGUACUUGAGAGUGGUAAAGACAAGCGUCUUGUUUUCAUUAAUGUUGGCAGAGGAGAUGUAAUAGAUGAAAAAAGUCUAAUAUAUGCAUUAGAUCAAGGGUGGAUAUCAGGUGCUAUUUUAGAUGUGUGUGAAGUUGAACCACUACCAAAGGAAAGUCCUUUGUGGAAAAUGCCUCAAGUGAUAAUCACACCUCACAUUGCAGCAAUUGCAUUUCCAGAAGAGGUAAAUUGAACAUGAGCUUGAAAGAGUGAAGACCAGGUGACAAGUUGUUGCAACAUGGUUAAAAUUUAAAUGUCUUUGCAACAGAAUUUUGGUCGCGCAAGAAGUUGCACAAACUCACACCGCUUUGGAUUUGUGCAAUGAUUAAGGCAAUAAACGAGUUGUAAAGACUUGUUUUGGGAGCACUAAGUACAAAAGAAUUCUUCACAGAGACCUCUCUCUUUAUCUUGUCACCUGGUGAGCAUUAGUCGUUGUGGAUUAUAAAACCUGCUAUUGUCAUUUACCAUUAUGUAGCAGCUUUGUUCAAUAUUUAAAUCCUAGCUGGAAAAGAAUGUUUGUCAUGUGAAGCUAGUUUAUUGUCUGAAUAUCUGAUACGUGUAGUUGUAACUCAGAAGCAAAGUUUUUAAAUCAAAACAGGUUUAUAAUUUAACAGAUGAAAAAAAAUAACUGUACUGUUUGAGCUUGGUAUUUUCUCUUAAUUUUCUUUUAUCUUUUACUUACCAGUAUUUAUUGAUAUAUGUUUUGAUUUGUUUGUUUUUAAGGUUGCAGAGUUGUUUGCUGAAAACCUUUUGUUGUUUGAAGCUGGGGAAAAGCUCAAGUUUGAGGUGGAUGUUGAACAUGGGUAUUGACUAUUAAAAAUCAUCCAAUCAUCUAUCUUACUUAAUAUGAAUUUUUGUUGAGAUUGAUGUGGAGCAUGCUAAGAGUGUGGCCAUUAUGAGAGAAAACAUUUAAAAUCAGUGAUAUGUUCCAGAAGUUGAGGACAAGUUAUUAAUUACACUGAGUAACACAUGUAGGGUAAUUGAAUUGAAGACUUUAUUUAUUGAGGAUAGCACGUGAUAGUGCACAAACACUAAUAAACUUGUGGUCCUCCUAAUUACAAUAAAUA
Molecule: messenger RNA, 3617 nt
Organism: Pocillopora meandrina
Lineage: Eukaryota; Metazoa; Cnidaria; Anthozoa; Scleractinia; Pocilloporidae
Source: the annotation of a GenBank genome assembly